Calypte anna (Anna's hummingbird) is the source of this 1095-nucleotide messenger RNA. It is a transcript of the gene MNX1, whose product is annotated as motor neuron and pancreas homeobox 1. Gene Ontology annotation, molecular function: DNA-binding transcription factor activity, RNA polymerase II-specific; sequence-specific double-stranded DNA binding. The transcript has 3 exons. Bases 1 to 1095 code for a protein of 364 amino acids. Lineage: Eukaryota; Metazoa; Chordata; Aves; Apodiformes; Trochilidae. The record is from RefSeq and is a predicted model, not a curated record. Gene Ontology annotation, cellular component: nucleus. Gene Ontology annotation, biological process: spinal cord motor neuron cell fate specification; central nervous system development; regulation of DNA-templated transcription.
AUGGAAAAAUCCAAAAAUUUCCGCAUCGACGCGCUGCUGGCUGUCGACCCCCCCAAGGCGACGGCGGCGGCGGCGGGGCAGAGCGCGCCGCUGGCCCUGGUCACCUCUUUGGGCGGCAGCGGCAGUAGCAGCAGCGGGAGCGGCAGCCCCCCGUCCUCCUCCUCUUCAUCCUCCUCUUCCUCCUCCUCCGACCAUCCUGCCGGCGGCCCCGCCGACUGCCUGCGCACCGACAGCCCCUCACCGCCACGUCUCCUGACCGCGCACUGCGCCCUGGUCCCCAAACCCGGCUUCUUGCCCGGUGCCGGCGCACACCCCCACCAUCACGCCUCGGCGGCCGGCAUGGCCCUGGGACUGCACCCCGCGGCGCCCGGCGGGCCGGGCAUGCCGGCGCAGACGGCUCUCUACGGGCAUCCCGUGUACGGCUACUCUGCGUUAGGGGGACAGCACCCGGCCCUCUCCUACUCGUACUCGCAAGUGCAGGGAGCCCACCCAUCCCACCCCGCCGCCGACCCCAUCAAGCUCAGCGCCGGCACCUUCCAGCUGGACCAGUGGCUGCGAGCCUCCACCGCCGGCAUGAUCCUGCCCAAAAUGCCCGACUUUAACUCCCAGGCACAGUCCAACCUGCUGGGGAAGUGCCGCCGGCCCCGCACGGCCUUCACCAGCCAGCAGCUGUUGGAGCUGGAGCACCAGUUCAAGCUCAACAAGUAUCUCUCCCGGCCCAAGCGCUUCGAGGUGGCCACAUCGCUGAUGCUCACCGAGACGCAGGUGAAGAUCUGGUUCCAGAACCGGCGCAUGAAGUGGAAACGCAGCAAGAAGGCGAAGGAGCAGGCAGCUCAGGAGGCCGAGAAGCAGAAGGGGGGAGGCGGGGAGGACAAGGGGGAUGAGGACCUAUUGCUGCCCGCCCCGGAGAAGAGCGGCGGGAGGAGAAUGCGGGAGCUGCCCGACAGCGAGCCUGAAGAAGAGGAGGAGGACGAGGAAGAAGAGGAGGUGGCAGCGGGGCGAUGCUGCCCCUAUCACUCCUCCGACUGCUCCGAGGCGGAUGAGGAAGACACACAGACCCGGGGCCGGCACGGAGCCCCGGCGCAGCCCCAGUGA